Molecule: messenger RNA, 1017 nt
Organism: Aureobasidium subglaciale EXF-2481
Lineage: Eukaryota; Fungi; Ascomycota; Dothideomycetes; Dothideales; Saccotheciaceae
Exons: 4
Coding region: 135-782 (215 amino acids)
Biological process (GO): mycotoxin biosynthetic process
Molecular function (GO): acetyltransferase activity
Source: RefSeq, a predicted model, not a curated record
UUUAGAGAGGAUGAUAAAGAGCUAACACUCUUUGCGUCGGUCAAACUCUGGAACAUGCAGUGUAUCCUUGGGGUCAAGAGAUCAAGAAUUUGAGUCCACCUCUUCUCGACGCACUUGUCAUCGAUCUGGAGACCAUGGGUCAAGAUUACAAUGACAGCCUGGAGGAGUUUGUGGAAAGUAUGUUUAGGUUCGGCUCUAGCCAUUACAUCCAAACUGGUAUUGAACCUGGACUGCCAUACACAGCCGUACUGAAGCUGACGCCGUCGGAAUGCCACUCUAUCAUUCAAGGCAUAAAAGCCAAUUUAGGUCCCGGCUUCACAAUAACCCACCUAGCACAAACAGCAACCCUCUUAACACGCCUACACACCAAUCCGCUCGCCAAGGAGUUCCGUGCAGAAAGAACAGUCAUCAUGCCAUUAUCAGUAAACGGAUGGAAAUACUUCAGCCCAGAGUUUACAAAAGCUCAAUAUGGCAAUUGUCAAGUCUGCGCAGUCAUCGAUUUCGAACACCUCGAACAAGAUACCGUGGAUUAUGACGACACGGCAGCAGUACUCCAGGCACUAGAAACAGGGAUGAAAGUGGCAAAAAAGGCUUAUGAGUACUGGCUUGACAAGUCCUUUAUACUCCAUCUUGGACUUGCAAAGGAUAAGUUUCUGUCCGGCUAUUUUGCUUCUAAUGAGAGUAGAUCUGAUGGUAAAGCUGUGCCGAUUCUCGCAAGUGAUGAUUCGAAUGAGCUGUACACCCCACAAACAGUGUGGAUCUUCGCUCCUGACUGUCGAUGACAUGCUGUUCUUGACAGACACUCACGAGCCGGAAAUAUAAGAUGCGCAGACUCUAUUAGCUUGUGUCCUUCGAUGUGGCCAAUUGGCAACCUUUAACUGACCACUGUAGCUUAUUGCGUAUGGAGAGUUGGAAGGGAGCAACGACUAUAUCACUGAGUUAUUGUAAUGGAAGCUGUUACGCAAAACAAGCUAAUGCCUUUCUGAAUCGCAUGAAGGAAUUCAUGAUGGUCAUGGC